Messenger RNA from Myxozyma melibiosi, 2293 nucleotides. RefSeq names its product fungal-specific transcription factor domain-containing protein. Gene Ontology annotation, biological process: positive regulation of transcription by RNA polymerase II. Lineage: Eukaryota; Fungi; Ascomycota; Lipomycetes; Lipomycetales; Lipomycetaceae. Gene Ontology annotation, cellular component: nucleus. Gene Ontology annotation, molecular function: zinc ion binding; transcription cis-regulatory region binding; DNA-binding transcription factor activity, RNA polymerase II-specific. The transcript is spliced from 3 exons. The coding region runs from base 119 to 2200 and encodes 693 amino acids. The record is from RefSeq and is a predicted model, not a curated record.
GAUUCGUUAAUCCCUCGUCUUCCUCAUAUCCAACCUUCUUCCUCUUUGCUACUCCUUCUGCUCCUGCUUCUUCGUCUUCUCUGCUGCUCUGCUGCUCUGUUAGUAUUCUAUAGCGGCCAUGGUAUCCGCAAAGUCUUCUCUUCUGCAAGAUACGGCUGCCACCCCGGCGCCAAAGGUGAAGCAGUCCAAAAGCCGAAAUGGCUGCGCAACUUGCAAAGCAAAGCGACUGAAAUGCGACGAAACAAAACCCACCUGUCUUCAAUGCCGGAAACGAAACGUCGAGUGUGGCGGCUACAAACGCGACUUCAAAUGGCGUCUCUUCGAAGAGUCCUCCAUCACCAAACGGAAAAAAGGCGACCCGUCUCCCGCCACUAGCUCGGCUUCCUUCGUCGUCGUCCCCACUCCCUCCCCCUCCUCUUCCUCACCCGCCUUCUCCCGCCAUCCCUCCUCCACUUUCGCUCCACCUACCUCCUCCAUCUCCCUCUCCAGCAAUACCGACGACGCCCUCCUCUCCCCCCUCCACCCCUCCACCGAACAGGCCGUUCUCAGCAGUGGCGCGAACAGCGGCUUCUCCCCACUAACCGCCCCCGACGACGACUCCGUCCCCAUCCUCUCCUUCGACUCCUCCGGCCAGAUCAUCUCGCCAAACUCAGACAUGUCGGCCCUCAUCGACCCCGCCGAAUACCUCCAAUCCACAUACACCCCCGCGCUCAACCAAGAGCUCUCGAACCUGACCGCGUCCAUGGCCUCGCUCGGCAGCCAUCCGCUCUCCCUCCUCUCGCCCAACCUCAUCAUGUCCUCUUCCACCACCAACCCGCUCGACGACAACAGCCCAGACAACCUCGCCGUCAGCCGGCGGCAGUCCUCGUACUUCAUCGACCCGACCGGCCCCGUCAGCUCGUCCGACGUGCUCCUGAUCCCGUCAAUGCCGACCCUCGACCCCACCACCCGCACCGCGCUCUUCUUCCACACCGCCACCGCAUCCGUCAUGUCGAUGAAAGACACCCCCUCCGACAACCCCUGGCGCACCCUCUUCUGGCCCCUCGCGCACUCACACAUGGCCCUCUACCACGGCCUCGCCGCCAUGGCCUCGUUCCACGCCGCCGCCACCCACCCGGCCUACCGCAUCGACGGCGUCGACCACAUGCGUCUCGCCAUCUCCGAACUCGUCAACGGCCUCAACAACAACAUGCCGACCGACGUCGCGCUCGCGACAACAAUCACCCUCGCCUUUGCCGAAGCCUGGGACAGACACAUCUCGACCGGCAUCGCCCACCUGCGCGGCGCAAAGAUCCUCAUCCGCCAAUUCGUCAGCAGCCGCCGCGGCCUGCCGUCCUCCGUGCAGCAAUCCCCGAUCGAAACCGCUAGGCUGAAGAGGUUCAAGAGCCUGUACAAUUCGUGGAUGUACAUCGCCAUGAUCGCGAAGCUAACCUCCGACGACGACGACGACACCGGCGGCCCGGUUGCACAGGACGAGUACGAGAUCUUCUCGGCCGGCGGCUUCGACACCGUCGACCCGCUCAUGGGCUGUGCACAGACUCUAUUCCCCAUCAUCGGCAAAGUCGCCACGCUCGUCCGGCACGUGCGGUUAUCCGGCCGCGACGACAUCUACGUCGCGGGCGCGAUCGCGCUCAAGGAGGAGCUCGAGAUGUGGCAGCCCUCGAUCCGGGAGCCGUAUAACGCGUGCGAAGACCCCGCGUACGACAGCUCGUCCUGCAUCGCGACCGCGCAGGCGUACAAAUACGCCACACUACUCUACCUCUACCAAUGCGUGCCCUCGCUCGCCGAGUACUGCCCUCCGCGGCGGCCGAGCGAGACCGACGACAUCUCGUCGCCGUCGAGCGUGAUCGAGCUCGAGCUCGGCGUGCAGACCGAGUCGCCGACGAAGGUGAUUACCGCCAAACUACUCGAGAUGCUGGCCUCGGUGCCCACCACCUCGCGCACGUGCGUGGUGCACAUUUUCCCGCUCCUCUCGGUCGCGUGCGAAGUCGACUCGCCGCAGAUGCGCGCGAUUGCGCGGAAGCGGUGGGCUGAUCUGUCGCGGCUGCUGCAGAUGGGGAACGUGGACCGGGCGUUUGACGUGAUUGAGGAGGUGUGGACGCGCAAGGACGUGAUGAAGGGGCAGUGGAAGCUGAAGGUUGGGUUUACGCAUUGGAGUACGGUUAUGAGAGAGUGGGGGUGGGAGGUUUUACUGGGAUAGUGAGAUCUUAUCUUUUUGUUUUUUUUUGGUUUUUGUAUUCUAUAUCAUGACGAGCAACUAGAGUAAUAGAUAAUGUAUUUAUACCACCAUAAA